Molecule: messenger RNA, 790 nt
Organism: Phodopus roborovskii (desert hamster)
Lineage: Eukaryota; Metazoa; Chordata; Mammalia; Rodentia; Cricetidae
Product: keratin-associated protein 10-12
Exons: 1
Coding region: 1-786 (261 amino acids)
Cellular component (GO): keratin filament
Source: RefSeq, a predicted model, not a curated record
AUGGCCACCUCCACCUGCUCCAGUGACCUGAGCUAUGACAGCCGGGUCUGCCUGCCCGGUUCCUGUGAUUCUUGUACUGACUCCUCCUGGCAGGUAGAUGACUGCCCAGAGAGCUGCUGUGAGCCCAGCUGCUGUGUCCCCAGCUGCUGUGUCCCCAGCUGCUGCCAGCCCAGCUGCUGUGGCCCAGCCCCCUGCCUAACCCUCAUCUGCACUCCAGUGAGCUGUGUGUCCAGUCCCUGCUGCCAAUCUGUCUGUACCAGCUCCUGCACACCCUCAUGCUGCCAGCAGUCUAGCUGCCAGCCAGCUUGUUGUACCUGCUCCCCCUGCCAACAGUCCUGCUGUGUGACCCUGUGCUGCAAGCCUGUCUGCUGCACACCCAUCUGCUCUGGAUCCUCCCCAUGCUGCCAGCAGUCUAGCUGCCAGCCCUCAUGCUGUCAAUCCUCCUGCUGUGUGCCUGUCUGCUGCAAGCCUGUCUGCUGCACACCCAUCUGCUCUGGAUCCUCCUCAUGCUGCCAGCAGUCUAGCUGCCAGCCCUCAUGCUGUCAGUCCUCCUGCUGUGUGCCUGUCUGCUGCAAGCCUGUGUGCUGCAAGCCCUGCUCCAGCGUGUCCCUGCUCUGCCGCCCUGUGUGCAGACCAGCCUGCUGUGUGCCCACCUCCUCCUGCUGUGCCUCCUCCUGCCAGCCCAGCUGCUGCAAGCCCUGCUCCAGCGUGUCCCUGCUCUGCCGCCCUGCCUGCUCCAGCCAGGCCUGCUGUGGCCUCUCCUUGGGCCAGAAGUCCAGCUGCUGAUAUG